UUGCAUUGCUGUAAAUGGACACUGAGGACGUCGGAUUGGACAUUGGGUUUUUCUGGUUCACUGCACGGAUAGCGCUGCUGUUAUCAGUCUGGUAUUUCAUAGGCGUCCAUUACUGGGCCUUAGAUAAUUACAACUAUCUGGACUCUUGAAGAGGACGUUGUUCCAACAGACUCGUAUAGAGUUAGACGAUAACAGACAACAGGAUUCUUGGUGAAUAGGGUGUUGAACGUUUUAUUGACUUUAAUAGAUCAGGUAAAAUCUUAUCCUGGAUCUUUCUAAACUAAGAUUAGCCCACAUCAGACACUUAUUUGUCACCACUUAAGUUUUGAUAUUGAUAAUGACAUCUGAUCGCUCUGAUCUAGCUGUUUUUUAAAUCUGAAUUCUGCAACAAAUAAAGUAACUGUAAAUGUAGGCGAGCUACAGAUUUACUGUCACUUUUUUAUUUGAAUAAACGCUGAAGAAAGAAUAGCUUCCACUAUGGAUCGGGACAGAGCUAGUCCGUCCCCCUCCACCCUGCCGGAGUCCCCUGGUCACAACUCUCCUGGUAGCACCUUACUGCUGGAUCUGAAGAGGGUUUCUGUGCUGCUGGUCGACUGCAGGAAAACAGCAGGGCAGAGUGGAGCUGUGAGAGAAGGACACAAGGAGGGAGAUUUGAUAUCAUAUCUUGAGCAAGGGGACACCCCUAACUCUCGUUCUCUCAGGGGGAGGGGCGUAUCAUCUGGGGAGCCUCAGCCACACGAUGUUGCUGAAGAGACAGAGAAGACUAUCUCCAAAUCAGAACAUCUCAAGAAACCCCAACAGAGACGUACAGGGAAGAAACCUCACCACUGCUGCUCUAACUGUGGGAAGAAUUUCACAAGCCGAAGUGGCUUCAUUAUUCACCAGCGGAUUCACACCGGAAAGAAACCGUACUGCUGCUCUCAGUGUGGGAAGAGUUUCACUGCUUCUCAAACCUUAAAAUAUCAUCUGAGAAUUCAUUCAGGGGAGAGGCCUUACCCCUGCCUUGAUUGUGGGAAAAGCUUUGCUUAUUUGGGCGCCCUAAACAUACACAAGCUAACACACACUGGAGUGAAGCCUUAUAGCUGUGAUCAAUGUGGGAAGAGCUUCAGUCAGUCUGGCCACCUGACAACACACCAACUAACACACACUGGAGUGAAGCCUUAUAGCUGUGAUCAGUGUGGGAAGAGCUUUGCUCUAACUUCCUCCCUGACUAGACACCAGCGUACACACUGGAGAGAAACCUUAU
Oncorhynchus gorbuscha (pink salmon) is the source of this 1246-nucleotide messenger RNA. RefSeq names its product oocyte zinc finger protein XlCOF19-like. NCBI's taxonomy places the organism in Eukaryota, Metazoa, Chordata, Actinopteri, Salmoniformes, Salmonidae. The annotation marks the transcript as partial. The record is from RefSeq and is a predicted model, not a curated record. Gene Ontology annotation, biological process: regulation of transcription by RNA polymerase II. Gene Ontology annotation, molecular function: RNA polymerase II cis-regulatory region sequence-specific DNA binding; DNA-binding transcription factor activity. The transcript is spliced from 3 exons.